AUGAAGCGCAAGAGAGCUCGGGCUUCAAGACAAGUGAGUAAUCCGAAGGAUUUGGACAUGCUCUCAGGGACUCUGACAUUGUCUGUCCAUCAAGAACAGGCAUCUCAAAUGCGACGAAGCGAAGCCGACAUGCCACCGUUGCUGUCAAGACCGGGGCAUCCAGAGUAUAACACAAUUCAACUUGUUCAGCCCCAACAGUCACUGCUCACAGAUACGAACAACCAAGAUCUGUAUUUCAAUCAUGCUGUUCAAUAUACGAUUCAGGAUCUGUCCGAUUCAACGACAAGGACAAGUUUUUGGGUCGACUUCCUCCCUCUGUCAUUAUCGCAGAUUGCAGCAACACGCUAUGCCUUGAUAGCAUUAGCAGCUGCUCAUAUUGACUUUCUAACACAAAGAACAGCCAAUUGCAGCGCUGCAACUGCAACAAAGCACGAAAGAUCUGUUAUACUGCACUAUAAUAUGGCAAUUCGGCAUUUGCAACCUCUUUUGUCCAAGGCGACACCUGAGGAUGCUGAGGCCGCUCUAGCUUGUUGUAUCUUGUUUAUAUGCCUUGAAAAUGUUCGAGGACGAUAUGCUGAGUCACUUAAGCACUUAGAAUCGGGAGUUGGCUUGCUCGUGUCUUUGUUGGUUCCCGAAACGAAGCGUCGCUCUUUAACAUCCCGAAAAGGUCGUCUUCCAGUGGCGUUGCACCAAGAAAUAUCAUCUACAGGUCAAAACAAGCGUAAUAUAGACCAAAUCGCUGUGUUAUUUUCCCGCCUUAGUCUGGAGACGCAUCUUCUCACAGACAGUGAAGUGGUUCCGCUCAUAAACAUCUCACGUGCAACUCCGGACCUCGGCAAAGUCGAGCUACAGUCACUUACACCUAUAAUGACAUUGGAUGCUGCUAGAGACGAGCUUCAUUCGUUUGAGAUUGCUCAUGAUAUGUUUUAUCAACAAGCGUAUAGUAACAUUAAAAGCAGGCCGUCUCAUGGCGAUAUACGACCUAAUCAGCCGCCUGAGUACUUCUUGAAUAUGUUUGGCUGGGAUGAAAAGGUUGCUUAUCAACAGAUAUACCAGCAAUUUUGGCAAUGGAGCGCCCGUCUUGAUCAGUAUAUCUUCGAACGCGCUUCUCUUCCAAGAUCAUCUAAGGAUUUAUCCGACGCGUCCAAGAUACGUCUUUUGCAAAAGACAUGGACUGCUAUGUUAGACAAAGAGCCGUGGACAUUCAGCGGCCAAGACUUUCCUGCAAUCGAUGUCUUGGAUGAGUUCCUACCUGAAGUCGACUCGAUCAUCAAAUUGAGGGGUCCUUCCUCACGGCCUCUCAUUACGUUUGGCGCCGAUGUUUUACCCUAUGUAACGAUUGCUGGAUAUUUAACGGGUGAUUUGGGAUUGCUGCAGCGAAUUAUCAGCGCUCUUAAGCUGCUUGAUACGAGGGAAGGAUUUUGGGAUAGCAAGGAUAUUGCUGAGAUUUUUGAGGCCUCUAUCAUAGCACAUGCGGAUCUUGGAUUGGACACCAGACAGAAUAGUAAGGGCAUUCUUCACAUGGCCAAGAUUCUUUCGGAGAUGAAUAUCCAAUGUAUUUCGCCAAACAACUCGAUUGCUUCACUAGCUAGAAACAUCGAACCAUAA
This is a messenger RNA of Botrytis byssoidea, 1608 nucleotides long. RefSeq lists its product as uncharacterized. The record is from RefSeq and is a predicted model, not a curated record. Lineage: Eukaryota; Fungi; Ascomycota; Leotiomycetes; Helotiales; Sclerotiniaceae. The coding region runs from base 1 to 1608 and encodes 535 amino acids. The transcript is spliced from 3 exons.